AGACGCGACGCAGUUUAGCGAAUGGAAGCGAUGCUAGUGACCCAUACAAGGGUACCCAUGCAAAGUUGAGCCGCACAUUUGGGUAGAUUCAUAUUUGCAGGGGGCUGAAACUGAAAGAAAAACUAUAUUCACUGUGCGUGUCAACAAAGUUUGGGGCUGUCAGUUUCGGACGCACUGUUUCGUGCAAACUUGCUUUAACGACCUCGAGAGCGAGAUUCCAGAGCAGAGCCGAGGCUAGCUGCGUUAGCCUCCGAGCUACAUCCAGCAGCAAGGAGCCAGGUAGCGGGGUGGUGUGUGGGUCCACGGCAUGGAGCUGGAGAGGCUGUGUCGGGACUGGUUGAAGACCUAGUCCCCCGGUAGUGAAACGACAACUCGACACGGAGCUCACGUAGCACCGUCCACCUAGUCGAGGAGCUAGCUAGCAUCACCGCACAGCCUUCCGCCGAGCUGCACUUCCCCCACUCUCCCUCCAGCCGGCUAGCCGCAGCGAUAGUCCGGUACAUAAAAUGAAGCGACCAUCAGCGUUUUGGGAAGCUGUGUGGCUGUUUGGAUUUUGCUGAUGUAUGAGGAGACGCUAUUGUUCUUUUGAGAUCUCUGUCAAGGAGGUCAAAAUCAGUACGGGGAAUGGACGAGCAGAAAUCAAACUGCGAAGAAAAUGACUCUGAACCAACAGCUGAUGACAAUGCCCCUUCAAAGCAGCUUGUCUCCUCUGAGGAGGAAUCCAAAGCCCUUCUUGCUGCUGAGGACGUGUCUGGUGCUACUGCAGCCUCGUCCAGCACACCUGUAGAGAGCACUCAAGCCUGUGCUCUUUGCAACUGUUUGGGGAGGAGCCUGCAUGGACAGCGGGAACUGAGACACUUUGGGCCAUUUUCUGAGCGGCCAACCCUCAAGCCAUCAGCUACCCCACUGCCAGAGCCCGGAAAUGAUGACCUGUCUUCCAUUGGAUUUUCCGACUCCCCCUGUCUGGCAUCACUCUUUGACGACUCAGGGGGUUGUGCGGUUCAUCACUGGUGUGCGAUGUGGUCGGAGGGAGUGAAGCGGAUGGAGAAUGAAGAGCUGGAGAACGUGGAUAAAGCCGUUAUCUCAGGGACACAGCGGCUUUGCGAAUACUGCAAAAGGCUGGGCGCAACCAUUCGAUGCCAUGCUGAGGGCUGCACGCGGUUCUACCACUUCCCCUGCUCGGCAGCCAGUGGAUCCUUCCAGUCCAUGAAGCAGUUGGUUCUCCUCUGUCCAGAGCACAUAGACAAGGCAGAGGAGUUGGCAGGUGAGGAGGCUUGGUGUGCAGUGUGUGACUCAGCUGGGGAGCUCACAGAUUUGCUGUUCUGUACGGGUUGUGGCCAACAUUAUCAUGCGGCCUGUCUUGAGAUUGGUGCCACGCCCAUCCAGAGGGCAGGAUGGCAGUGCCCGGAGUGUAAAGUGUGUCAGACUUGCAGACAACCAGGAGAAGACUCAAAAAUGUUGGUGUGCGAUGCCUGCGAUAAGGGCUACCACACCUUCUGUCUCCAACCAGCCAUGGAUUCUCUUCCCACUGACCCAUGGAAAUGCAGAAGGUGUCGUGUAUGUACGGAGUGUGGUGUCCGAGGACUGGUGCUGCCAGAUUUAGCCCAGUGGUUUGACAACUACGCCGUGUGUGAGGGCUGCCAGCGUCACCGCAGUUCUAUGUGUGGCGUGUGCAGCAAAGCUGCGAACCCAUCAGUCACUCUGCUGUGCUGCAGCAUGUGCCACAGGUGGGUGCACAGUGAGUGUGCGUUACCGGGGGAGCUUUCAGAAGCCAAGUGCAUUUGCCGGCUUUGCAAAGAGGAUGAGCAGCAACCUGUCACUCAACCACACACAGCGGAGAUACAAACCAGAGAGGUGUCCGAGGAGACUGAAGGACAAGUGAAGUUGGUGGAGAUGACAAUCCAAACGGAUGCAGACAUGGUGACAGAAGAGCACACAGACUUAUCCGAGGUGACACCAGGACAGAAAGCGUCAGAGUUGGUUGAGGCUGAAGCCAUAUCUGACAAAGAGACACCCAUGGACUUGGGGGUGGAGCCUGCAGCUGUUGCGACAACAGACGGGGAAAAAAUCAAGGAGGACAAGGUGCAGGUAGCAACAGAAGGAUCGACUUCUGAGGCGACCGCUGUUCCACUUGAGUCCACUGAAUGUGCAACAAAAGAACAGAGGGUCUCUUGUCUUCCUGCUGAUGAAGAGAGAGAAGAGGAGGAAGUCAGCCAGGUGACUCAAGUCAACCCUCCCCAGGACCCCACAGCAGAGACACAGUGUGACAACCUGAAAGUAGAACCAACACCAGUGUCACUUCAGGGCCCUGAAAGUAUGGAGGUGGAGAAGGAGAAGCAGGAGGACACUCCAUCAGUGGAACAAGAAGAAGAAGAAGAAGAAGAAUCAUCAGAGUUAUUAAACAAUGGUUCUGAUGGCACGCCUAUCACAGAACCAGUCAGUAAGGAUCCACCAAAAUCACCAGCUUCUCCUGCCUCUGUGGACAAAACGGAGCAUUUGCCCAUGGAUAAUUGUCAGGAAAGAAGUCCAUGCGAGGACCCCCAGUCUCCUACUCUUUCUUUAUCAGUAGACACAAAAGAGGUCCUCUCUUCUAUGGAAAUAGGUGGGAGGUUACUACCUCACUCUGAAGAGGAGGAGGAUGAUGAAGAGUAUGAUGAGCAUAUUGGAGGACUUAAUUUAGACAUAAAGCAGGAACUGCAGGAGCAAGAGGCUAAGAGGGAAUUGCUGCUGGACGACAUGUCCUAUUUGAGCCACGGAGACGAGAGCAGCAGUGGCUUUCUGGGCUCUCCAGGAGAACACGACCCUCAGCUCUCCAUGGAGUUUGGCCUUGACGCCGGCCGCUCACACACAGAUAAUCUGCUCACUGAGACUGAUGACUCGCUUCCCUUCGAACCAUUCAGAAGCGACAGAGAGAAGGUGAAACGCAGAGGAUCCCCAGGACGCUCACGAAUCAAACAGGGGCGAAGCAAUAGUUUUCCUGGGAAGCGUAGACCUCGAGGAGGUGGUGGAGGGAGAGGGCGUGGUGGGAGGUCACGCCUCAAAGCUAUGGCCUCCUGCAUUGAUGCUUUCUUGCUAAGCAUGACCACAGACACUGGAAUAAGUAAGGAGGAAGACGAGGAGGAAGAUGACACCAUGCAGAACACAGUGGUCCUUUUCUCAAACACCGAUAAAUUUGUCCUGCUCCAGGAUAUGUGUGUUGUGUGUGGCAGUUUCGGAAAGGGUCCCGAGGGGCAGUUAUUGGCUUGUGCUCAGUGUGCCCAGUGUUACCAUCCUUACUGUGUGAACAGCAAAAUCACCAAGACGAUGCUCCGUAAGGGCUGGCGCUGUUUGGAAUGUAUUGUGUGCGAGAUGUGUGGAAAGGCUUCGGACCCCUCCCGCCUGCUGCUGUGUGAUGACUGUGAUGUCAGCUAUCACACCUACUGCUUGGACCCACCCCUGCACAAUGUUCCCAAGGGUGGUUGGAAGUGCAAAUGGUGUGUAUGCUGUGUGCAGUGUGGUUCCAACUCCCCGGGUUUCCACUGUGAGUGGCAGAACAAUUACACCCACUGUGGCCCAUGUGCCAGCCUCGUCACCUGUCCAGUGUGCAGAGAGAACUUCAUGGAGGAGGAGCUGCUGCUGCAGUGUCAGUACUGCGAUCGAUGGGUCCAUGCCGUCUGUGAGAGUCUGUACACAGAGGAUGAGGUGGAACAAGCUUCUGAUGAGGGCUUUGCCUGCACAUCCUGUUCGGCAUAUGUUCCAAAACCCGUGGUAGUAGAGUCAGCCAUUAUGGCUUCAAUAAAGAUCAAAGAGCCAGAACCCCAGUUCUACCGGUUGGAGGGUGUGUGGCUGACGGAGUCGGGUAUGUCCCUGCUGCGCAGCAUCUCCAUGUCUCCCCUGCACAAGAGACGGCAGCGUCGCUCCCGUCUCGGCACUCUGUGCUGUGAAGGAGGUUCUGAUGGAAUGGAUCUGAGGGAAGUCGAAGAUGGGGAGGAUGGAAAAGGCUGUGGGGAGCCCAUGGACUGUGAAUCCAAGAUGGAGAACCCUGGGAGCCCUGACAGAGAUGGUGGUGCAGAGGGAGGCACUGAAGGCAUGGCAGACUGCGAGGGCCUCAAAGGAGGAGCAGAGGAGUUGGAUGAUAGCAAAAAAAGAAAGCGGAAACCUUACAGGCCUGGAAUUGGAGGCUUCAUGGUGCGACAAAGGAAGUGUCACACACGGAUGAAGAAAGAAUUUUUUGCCCAAUUGGCUGGAGAGACUACAUUAGAUGGACAACCAAUAGAGAGAACCAUUGAUGAAGGACCUCACCCUGACACAGAUAACAUAAUGGAUCCUAAACCAGUGGAGGGCGAGGAACAAGCCAAGAAACGUCGGGGACGGAAGAAGAGCAAACUUGAGGACAUGUUUCCAUCUUAUCUCCAGGAGGCUUUCUUUGGGAAGACACUAAUAGACUUGAGUAAGAAAGCUGUGAUGAUACCUCCUGGGCAGAGGGCAGGCACAUGCCCAGUCCGACCUUCAUUACCAGCACCGUCAGGGGUCAAAACUACUGCCGCAGAGACUGAGGAUCGUGUGGUGAAAAUUAAUUUUCCUCUCAAGCAAGAAGGGGGUGAGGCCUCUCAGGCUCAGGGAGAAGGUGCAGGAGUUUCUGCACCAUCCUCAUCGCUGAAGGACCAGGCGUCGAAUGAUCCGCAUGAUUCUGAUGCAGAAAAACGUGAAGGUCUUCCACAAGGGAUGGAGAGUCAGGACUCUGAGCAGUUCUUCAGGAAGGUUCUGGGAGUGUCGGACGGCUCCUCUUUGGAGGGCAUGAAGCCCAUCUUGGAGGGCAGUAAAGGAGAACUCAAUCGUAGCGCUCUGCCGCAGAGAGCUCUCCUCUCAGGGUCCCUGCCCUCAGCUGGAAUGAUGGAUGCUUUUCCUGGCCUCAGUCAGUCACCGUUCUUUGAUAUGCGGGACCGAGGAGGACUGUUCAGUCCAGAUGGGGGUGAUGAAAGCCCCUGGGCCACUCCCUCUACCCCAGCAACCCCCUCCUCCCCAGCAACCCCCACUGAGGCAGAGGGUGAUGGGCUGUCCUACAACCAACGCAGUCUCCAGCGCUGGGAGAAGGAUGAGGAGCUGGGAGAACUUUCAACUAUUUCCCCUGUUCUUUAUGCCAAUACCAACUUUCCCACUCUCAAACAGGACUACCCAGACUGGGCUAGUCGCUGUAAGCAAAUCAUGAAGGUCUGGAGGAAGGUGUCAGCUGCUGACAAGGUUCCAUAUCUGCAAAAGGCCAAAGAUAACCGAGCAGCUCAGAGGAUCAACAAGGCGCAGAAGCAGGCAGAGAGUCAGGUGUGCAGGCCAGUCAAGACAGAGGGAGUGCGCGUGAAGACUGAACGGCCCAGUUUACAUCUCCAGAUCCCUCCACCUUCUGGCUCUACGUCAAUCUCUUCCCAGCCCAGCUCUGCAGAAAGCCCAUUUCCCUUCCCUCCAGAUUCAGGAUCAUCCUCUGUCUUUUUCUCUGAUGGACCUGUUAAGACCCCGGGGUCAGCUGAAAUCAGGACAGAUCCCUUUGCUAAGCUUCCUCCUCAGUCACCUCAUUCUCACUCUCACCCAACCACACCCUACUCCCAUGCUGGGGCCAGCCCCUUACAGGCCUCUUCCUCAGGUUAUUCCGCUUCCGGCCCACAGGGUCCUCCUCAGGGACGGCCAGCCAGUCUUGGCCCCUUUGACAUGCAACCAGGAACUCCUGGAACCCCCAGACGGGCUCAGCAGGUUGACCCCUACUUCAGAUCGCAGCUGCAGCAGCAACAGGGCCAUCUACCACAAUCGCAGCAAGGCUCCCAGGAGUCCCUUGGACCUCCAGAAAGUCCUCAUUCAAGAGGCACAGGGCUUGGGGAGUCACCCAUCUUCUCACCAUCCCACAAUACCCACUAUGGAGACCCUUUUAGAACCCAGCAAGGGAUGGGAAGGUCAGAAUAUGGUUCAUCCCCGUCACCCUCUGCAGUGGCUUCCUCACCUGGGCAAUACAAGGCUGAUAUGAGUGCACCAUCUCCACGCUCAUCUGCAGUGGGAAGACCUGAUCUAUCCACUGACUCUCCUGCUGGGAUGCUGGAGUCUGGGGAUGGUUUAUUCAAGGCACCUAUGACGCCACGAAUGCACCAAGGGGAGGGUGGGACUCUUCAUCCUGGAGCUUCCCCUAGCCACCCCUCUGAAGGCUACAGGCAGUCACCUUCCCACCCUUUCUCUGAUCCCCACACUCAGCCAUCACUGACUCCCAGGCCGCAGUCAGGUGACAAUUGUUCUCUCGGACCCCAGAGACACCCUGUGGCUCAACAAGAACUAUGCCCUAGAGUGCCCUCCAGCCCACAGUCCCAGGGAAGCUCUCAGUCGCCCCACACUCCUGGUGGCCAUUCCAAUGAUGCCUACUCUGUCCAUUCUCCUGCUACCCCUCGUUUCCAAUCCCCAGACCUUUGUUCUCAGCCACCUUCAAGGCCACAAUCUAGAGACCCUUUUGCUACUAUCCAUAAACCCCCUCGUCCCCCUUCUGCUGCCCCAGAGGGAACUGCAAGUUACAAAAGCUCACCUCAUCCUAACCAGCAACCUCCACCCCAUCCCACAAACAGUUCCAUAGGGGAUCCUCUCUCUGGUAAACCGUCAGCACCUCCUACUUUUAACCGGAGCCCCAGCACCGGAGGCUUCCAAAUAACCCAGCAACAGAGUCAGAUGUUACAGGGUCAGCAUCAGCAACAACAGCAACAAACUCAGCAGACUAUGAGUGCAGACAGCUUCAGCUCCAGGGUGCCACCUCCUUCUGGGUCUCAAGAACUAGCAGUUGUCCGCCCUCAAGACGCACCUCAUCAGCCAGCUUUACCAGGCACUCAAGAAAUGCCUGACAUUUCAGCAGUGCAGGACCCUGCAUUAGUAGGCCUUAGCCCCUCUGAGCUGGAAAAACACCGACAGCGACUGAGGCUGAGGGAAUUCUUAAUCAGACAACAAAUGCAGAGGAAUUCCAUUAGACAAGAGAAGGAGGCUGCUGCUGCUGCUGCUGGAAGUACAUCUCCUGGCUGGUCUGGAGGAGAGAUGGGAGCCUUUCAACAAGAAAAGGCUCACAGAGCACCUCCACCUUAUCCACAGGAUCGUGUUGCUGCUACUACUGCUGGACCUCAGACUUCUGUGGCAGGGAAGAUGCCCAUGGCUGUUGGUGUCAUGGAGGACAAGCUCAUUCGCCCACCACCUACAGGAACUCCUGCUAUCAUGGAUCCCAGUGCACUAAGGGCACCGGGGCCCAGCAGACCUCAGGGGAUGUUUGCCCGUCCUCCAUUCCCUCCUCAGUGGCAGGGCCAGCCUCCAGGUCCAAGGAGGUUUCCCCAGCCUGGCAUGGAGGCUAUGGGCAUAAGGCACAAUCUCAACCCUGCUGCCAACAUCCAGGGCAUGGAAGGCAUGGGUAACCCUCACACCAUGAUACCAGGACAUGGAGGAGAGACCAUGCAGCAAAUGGGUCAAGGACCCCCACCACAAUUCAUUGAAUUGAGACACAACUCGCAGAGGCUAUCCCUACGACCUCAGUUUAUGCCCCGUGGACCCCAGCCAAGACCACGUCACUUUGUUCCACAGCAAGAGAUGGCAGCACCUUAUGUUCAGCAUCAUCCCAUUGCUCAAGCUGGUGGCAUUCAAACAGAGGGGGGCGGAAACUCACAGCUGGGGUUACAGCAGGGUGGACUGUCUGUUUUACUGCCUCAGCACUCUACAGGCCCAGUAACACAACAGCCCCACUUGCAGCUGCAGGCCGCUUCUUCCACUCCGAACAUUCCUAACGCUGAGCAGCAUCAGCUUCGACAACCAAGUCUAGUCACACAGCCCCAGCCCACCAUGGCACAAAAUAGUGAGGAGCUGCCAGAGCCUGACCUUGAGGGUCUUGGGGAUGCCCCAGGUGAUGGAGGUGUGGAGGAUGAGGAUGAUUUGGCUCUAGACUUGGACCCUGACAAAGGAGAUGAUGACUUGGGCAACCUGGACAACCUGGAAACCAAUGAUCCACAUCUAGAUGACUUGCUUAACAGUGAUGAGUUUGACUUGCUGGCAUACACUGACCCUGAACUGGACCAAGGCGACCCUAAAGAUGUAUUUUCAGACCAGCUGCGGUUGGUGGAAGCAGAAAGUGAAGCACCAUCUUCCUCUGGAUCUGCGCUUGUUAAAGUGGAAGGAAAAGCCAAGGUGGAGCCAGGGCAGAAGUCUCUCACAACAGCUCCUGCCAUUGCAAGGGGGUCUGCUACCCAACUGCCAUCCUCUGCAGACACUGUUGAUACCUCCAAGGUAAAAGUAGAGGACAGAGGUCUGACCCCUCAGCUGCAUCCAGGACAUACUGUGGUGAAAGAUGAAAUAGGAGAUGCUGUGUCAAUGCUUCUUGGUGGGAACACCACAUCAGCGAGGCCUGCACAACCAGAAAACCAGUCAGCUUCACUCAGUUCUGUUCGAUUAGGGGGACUACCGUACCCCCUGCCGGGCCAAGCUAACGCAUUGCCAUAUCCUCCAGCUGCUCCACAUGGAGAUAUCGGUGAUGAUCCGCUGGGGCUGCCUGAUGUAGGGGAACAGCACUCUCUUGCUGCAGAUUUGGCAAAGGUAGAGAGCUCUUUAGAUGGGGAACUGCCUCUUCUAAUACAGGAUCUUCUGGAGCAUGAGAAGAAGGAACUACAGAAGCAGCAGCAGCAGCAACAGCUCAGUUCCCUCCACCAGGGAGGCAUGGCAUCCCAUUUUCCUGGCCUAUCAAGUCAACAGCCUAACCCACAGGCACCCGGACAUAUAAUGCUGCCACACCAUCAUCGUCCACCACCCCAAGGAAUGAUGGCUCAGCCAGGAAUGGUAACCCGUGCUCCGCACAUGUUGCAACAACAGCAAAGGCUUAUGGGACCUGGAAUGGUAACUCCACCUCACAUGAAUAUGGCCCAGCAGCAAGCUAUGGUGAGGAUGGGUCAGCCAGGCAUCCAUGCAGGUGUAAGUCAUCAACCAACGACACAGCCAUUGAUUAAACCACCUAUGGCCAACAACUUCUUCCCAGAUAAAGAUUUAGACAAAUUUGCUACUGAUGACAUCAUGGAUCCCAUUGCCAAGGCAAAGAUGGUGGCACUUAAGGGUAUCAAGAGAGUGUUGGCACAGGAUCCAAUGGCUGUUCCUUCUGGCAUAAACAGGCAACAAGUUUCUCUGCUUGCUCAGAGGCUGGCUGCCCCGGGCACAGAUCCAGGUCAACUUACACCUGGACCUCCAAAGGAGGGAGAAACAGGAGAUCCCACCCAGUCGAGACCUAACCCUCCCCAGUUUGUGCAAGGAAUCAUCAAUGAUGCAGAACAGCACCAAUACGAAGAAUGGCUUCUCCACACUCAGCAGUUACUCCAAAUGCAGUUGAAAUAUUUGGAGGAACAGAUUGGGGUUCACCGCAAAUCACGCAAGGCACUGUGUGCUAAGCAACGCACUGCUAAGAAAGCUGGAAGGGAGUUUGCUGAGGCAGAUGCAGAGAAACUAAAGUUGGUUACAGAAGAGCAAAGCAAAAUUCAGAAACAGCUUGACCAGGUGCGGAAGCAGCAGAAGGAGCACACCAAUCUCAUUGCAGAGUACAGAAGCAAGCAGCAGCAGCAUCAGCAAAGCUCAGGGAUUCUUCCACCGGGACAUUCUGCACAGGGGGCCUCCCCUCACAUGUUUCCCAAGAUGCCUGGCCAGAUGAUGAUGGGCCAACAGGGAGCACCAGUAAUGGCCCAGCACCCUGUUGUAAUGCCCCAAAGCGGAUUGCCCGUCAGGAUGCCCCAAGGGCAGCCCUUUAUUGGUGGAGCUCAACCCCAACCCCAGCUUCCUGCUGCUCUUGGAGCCAGGCCCCCCAGGGCCCCAGGUCCACCUGUUGCCCCAACAGGAUUCUUCCCACAGGGGCCUGGAAUGCAAGGUGCAGAUCCCAGGCUUCUCCAAGAAAGACAGCUUCAACAUAGGAUGCAGAUGGCAAAGCUCCAGCAGCAACAACAACAACAACAACAACAACAGCAGCAGCAGGUGAUGAUGGGCCAGCAACCGAUGCCACACCCAAAUCAACAAUCUGGCUUAAUCGCUCAGUCACCGUCCAGUAUGAUGGGGAACCCACUUAUGGCCCAACAACAAGCAAACACUCAACAGGGAAUGCUAGCCAACCAGACCAACACUCAACAGGGAAUGCUAGCCAACCAGACCAACACUCAACAAGGAAUGCUAGCCAACCAGCCCAAUCAGCAGAGCAUGGUGCCGGUUCCACAAGGAAUGGUUGGAGGCCAGUCGGUGCCUCCACUGUCACAGAACCUUGCUGGAGGCCAGCCUAUUAAUCAUGGUCAAGCCAUGAUGGCAGUUCAACCAGGGAUUAUGGGGAACCCACCAGUUGCACCAUCACAGCAACAGAGGCCCCAGCUUAUGAUGGGCCAGCAGGGAAUGGUCGGAUCUCCUGGUCACCCUGGCCUCAGGGGUCCCCAGGCCCAAUUGACUCCACAACAACAGAGCAUUUUGGCCCAACGCAUGCUUGCAUCUCAGCAGCAGCAUCAACAAAAUGCUGCAAAUUUGGCCCACCUUCAGCAACAGCAGAUGGCACAGCAAAGACAACAAACACAGUUGAUCAAUCAAUCCAACCAAGAGCAAGGAGUGCUGUCCCAACCCUCUACCCCACAGAUGGGCUCCUCGCCUUCAGCAGGAAGUAUUACGCCCCAGCCACAGGGAGCUACAGACAACCAAAACUCAGGCCCCAAAGAGGGAGGGAUCCUCAGCCCUGAUUCAAGAACGCCACCGCAGCACAGUGGACCCUCCACUCCCAAUCCGAUGUCCAAACUAGGCGCUACAAAUGAUCAACAAACUGACUUGGGAAGACAGCAGCUACAACAGCAGCAGCAGCAGCAUCAAAACCAGGUUUAUAUGGCCCAGCAGCAACAAUCGAAUCCUCAAUCUGUACCUGAGCCUCAAACAGGUUUGGUCGGAAACCAACAAACUGGUGUGCUUCAGCAACUUCCGCUCACUCUCCAGAGGCAAGGCUCCCUCAGUGUUGACAAGCCCAUUUUGAUGACUGUUAAAGAGGAAAGGAAACCAAUUGAUUUCUUGGCUCAGCAGCAGCAACAACAACAAGCGGUACAAAAUACCAUGCAGCAGUCACAAGAUCCCAUCAUCCAACAGCAGAUCAUAAGCCAGAACCAUCCUGGACAGCCACAGCCUGUUGUGAUGGGUCAUAACCCACAACAACAACAAGCCCUCAUGGCCCAGCAGCAAAAACAACAGGCCAUGAUGGGCAUGAUGAGAGCCCAGCAGCAAGGGAUGAUGGCACAGAGGCCUGGGCUUCCACCUGGACAGAUCCGCACCCCAAUCAACAUCCAGGCUAUCAUUGCUCAGAAUCCUCAGCUCCGCAAUCUUCCCCCAAACCAGCAGAUACAGCACAUCCAGGCCAUGAUUGCCCAGAGGCAGCUCCAACAGGGACAGAUGUUGCGUAUGUCGAUGGGUCAAGGCCAGCAAAGUCAGUUGAGGCCUCAUAUGCAACCAGGACAGAUGCCACAAGUUGUGCAGCAGAUGCCAUAUGGAGCCAUGGGAAAGCCAGGAGCAGUGGGCCCUCAGCAACAAUCAGGCAUGUUAGGUCAACAACCUGGUAUUGCUCCACAGAUGCAACAGGGGAUGAUGGUCCCUGGGCAGCAACAGCCACAAGUAGGGGAGAUGAUGCAGCAACAUAUUAUGAGAGGCCAGGUACCAGUGCCACCUUCCCCUAUGGACCAGGGCCGAAUGGUGAGGCCAACAUCUCCACGUCAGCCAAUAGCCAAUUCUCCUGGACAUGCAUUUAAUCAAGCUAUGGGUAUGCGUCCACCUACUCCCAGCCAGAACCAGCAAGCAUUAAUGGCAGCUGCAGCAGGCCGCAUGCAGGGUUCUCCAUCCCAUGCAUAUUCUCCAAGAGGUCCUUUUGGCAUGAGCCCUGCCCACCCUGCCUCACCCCAUUCAUCCCAUGUCUCCUCACCUUCUAUAGCUGACAGCAGGGCUGGAAGGGGGAGUCCGUACAGCCAUGUAAAGGCCUCUCCACUCAGGUCACCUGGAGCCAAGAGUCCGCUUGAUUGUCCUGGAAUGAAAGUAGAAGCUCAGACAUCAGGCAAUGAAACAUCUCAUUCAGCCUCAGUUAUCCCCAAUGGUCCACAGAAAGGCAUACAUGUUCAGCAGCAGGUCACAGAGAACCAUGGUCCUCACACACAACAUGGCCCUAGAGUAGGGGAGCUAUGCAAGAUGACCUUACAGAACAUUAAACAGGAACCAAGAGAGGUUCAAUGUGAUGGGGCGCCAGAGGCUCAUCCUGGGGCUAUAAAGCGAGAAGCAAUGGGAGAGGCAGUUACGUCUGGGAACAACACUAGCUUUAUUAAUGCUGGAAACAUGUCUGGAGACCCCGGUACUCAAGGCCCUCGAUCUGAGACUGGACAGCAACUAUUACAGAAACUCCUGAGAACCAAGAACCUUCAGCUUGGUGCUCAGAGGCCUUCUGAAGGCAUCCACAAUGAGAUCAAUGGCCAUAUUAACAGCAAACUAGCAAUGCUGGAACAAAAACUUCAAGGGACUCCACGAAAUAUGGAGGAUUUACAGUCUAUAACAAAAAGGGCUCCUGCACAAAAGCCAAAGCGCACUAAUAAGGCAACUGGAGACAGAGGGCCUAACGCCCGGAAGAAGAAUAAGAAGGAAGAAGUUGGGAAAAGUGCUGAAGCCCUAAUAAAGCAACUCAAACAGGGUCUCUCUCUGCUGCCCUUGAUGGAGCCUUCAAUCACUGCCAGUCUGGAUCUGUUUGCUCCUUUUGGAAGCAGCCCAGCCAAUGGCAAAGCCCAGCUCAAAGGAUCCUUUGGAAAUGCAGUGCUGGACAAUAUCCCAGACUACUAUUCUCAGUUACUCACAAAGAGUAAUCUCAGCAACCCACCAACACCUCCAUCCUCCCUGCCACCCACUCCUCCGCCUUCAGUACAGCACAAGCUGCUGAAUGGUGUGACUCCUGGAGAGGAGCUGUCUGACGGACAGAGAGAGACAGAACCAUCAGAAGAACCAAUGGAUUCUGUUAAAGAUGAAGUGAAGAGUGUAGACAUCCUAGCAGCUCUCCCCACCCCACCACAUAACCAGAAUGAGGACAUCAGGAUGGAGAGUGAUGACGAGGAUGCCCCAGAAAGCAUCAUCCCGGCAUCAUCCCCUGAAAGUAACGUUGGGGAUGAAACGCCACGUUUUCCUCAACUACGGGAGCCUAAGGAGGAGGAGACGGAGAGAGCAAUAUCCCCCAUCAUCCCACUCAUACCUCGCACUGCCAUCCCAGCAUUUCCAGAAAACAAACCAUUUGAAGCAGCUGAUAGCAAGGUUGUUUCCACAUCUAACCAUUGGGACAAGGCCAAAAACAAUGAAGUGUCUGUUACAUUCACUUUGUCAUCUGCUGCAGCUAAGAAACUGAACCACGUCAUGAUGGCCAUGGCCCAGCUGCUUAAUAUCAGGAUGCCAGGUUCUUAUGAAGUGACUUUCCCUCCUCAAAACCCUGACAUGCCUGUAGUGGAUGGGCCUGGGAAAGGACCUGACCAGUCAGGGGCUCUGUGUACAAAGGACAUGGGUUCACCCAGUCAGGAUGACUGGCUAAGGCAAUUCGAUGUGUCUCUACCAGGCUGUACAUUGAAGAAGCAAGUGGACAUUCUGGCACUUAUCAAACAGGAAUUUCAAGAAAAAGAAGACAUACCGGCCCAGCACUGUUACACAACCAAAGUAAAUGACUUGGAUGUGCGCCACCUUCCUGCUAUACCAGUGGAAGAAUCUCCACCACCAUCACCAUCCCCUCCAUGUCCUCCCCCAUCUGAACCAGUUCUCCCUAAUGAAGCUGAACCUUCCAAAAAGUCAGCUUCUCCAUCCCUGCCUCCCCCCAGUCCCACACUUGUCCAGAUCAAGACUGAGGCUGAACAGGAGGAUGGUCCUCCUAUUGAUGCUUCUCAACCAACUGAUGUCACAGAGUCUGAAGUUGCUGCUCCAGAGUCAGUCGCUGCUCCAGAGUCAGUUGCUGCUCCAGAGUCAGUCGCUGCUCCAGAAUCAGUCGCUGCUCCAGAGUCAGUCGCUGCUGCAGAGUCAGUCACUGAACCGACAACUGCCUCUGCAGUUCCAGAUCUUUCUGUUCCUACUGAUCCAACUGAAGUCCUUCUGAGUCCUCCUAUCAAGGAGGAGGACUUGGCCAUUGAUCAAGCUCAACCUCCUAGAGAUUCUCCCAACAACAUGGAGUUAUCUCCUAAGGCUGUCAAGCAGCGCAGGCCUCUCUCUCCUGAUGAGGAGGUGAUACAUCCCAAAGUGAAGAAAUGGAAGGGGAUUCGCUGGAAGCGUCUUCAGAUAGUCAUCACAAUACGUAAGGGCGGGUCCAAGAAAGAGAGCAGCCGUGAGGUGUCGGAGCUAAUGGAACGCCUGCGCAUCACUCUUCGACCAGACAGGCUGCCUCGGGACAAACGAAAAUGCUGCUUCUGCCAUGAGGAAGGUGAUGGAGCCACUGAUGGGCCCGCCCGGUUGCUUAACAUCGAUGUGGACUUGUGGGUGCACCUCAACUGUGCCCUGUGGUCCACAGAGGUGUAUGAGACGCAGGGGGGUGCCCUCAUCAACGUGGAGGUAGCCCUGCGUCGUGGAUUGCGAACCCUUUGCGCAUACUGCCAGAAAACAGGCGCCACCAACAGCUGUAACAGAAUCCGCUGUCCGAAUGUCUACCACUUUGCGUGUGCCAUCCGGGCACGCUGCAUGUUCUUCAAGGACAAGACCAUGUUGUGCACCCAACAUAAGCUGAAGGGCCCCAGUGAAGACGAACUCAGCAUGUUUGCUGUUUUACGGCGUGUCUACAUUGAGCGUGAUGAGGUGAAGCAGAUUGCCAGCAUCUUACAGCGAGGUGACCGUAUCCACUUGUUCCGUGUAGGCGGUCUCAUCUUUCAUGCUGUUGGCCAGUUGCUACCAUCCCAGAUGGCCAACUUCCACUCGCCCACUGCCAUUUUCCCAGUUGGCUAUGAGGCAACACGCAUCUACUGGAGCACACGGGUGCCCAACAAGCGGUGUCGCUACCGCUGUCGCAUCAACGAGGACGAUGGUCGUCCCCUGUUUGAGGUGCGUGUUCUGGAGCAUGGCAUGGAGGAUUUGCAGUACCGUGACACUACUCCAGAGGGGAUCUGGGAACGGGUGGUUCAGGAGGUGGCUAAACUCAGAGAUGACUCAUCCAUGUUGAAGCUGUUCACUGAACACAUCAAGGGAGAGGAGAUGUACGGCCUCACAGUUCAUGCUGUCAUGCGCAUCACCGAGUCGUUGCCUGGAGUUGAGAACUGCCAGAACUACCAGUUCCGAUAUGGCCGGCACCCUCUGAUGGAGCUCCCUCUUAUGAUCAAUCCCACUGGUUCUGCUCGAUCUGAGCCCAAAGUCCCCACACAGUGCAAGAGGCCUCAUACUCUAAAUAGCACCAGCGUGUCAAAGGCCUACCAGAGCACCUUCACUGGAGAGCUCAACACACCAUACAGCAAGCAGUUCGUCCACUCCAAGUCGUCCCAGUAUCGGCGCCUGAAGACGGAGUGGAAGAAUAACGUGUAUCUGGCACGAUCACGCAUUCAGGGCCUGGGUCUGUACGCUGCUAAGGAUCUGGAGAAGCACACCAUGGUCAUUGAAUACAUUGGCACUGUGAUACGCAACGAAGUGGCCAAUCGCCGGGAGAAGAUCUACGAGGAACAGAACCGUGGUAUCUACAUGUUCCGCAUCAACAACGAGCAGGUGAUCGAUGCCACUCUGACAGGAGGCCCAGCUCGCUACGUCAACCACUCCUGUGCUCCGAACUGUGUUGCAGAAGUUGUAACAUUUGACAAAGAAGACAAGAUCAUCAUCAUUUCCAGCCGCAGGAUCCCCAAGGGAGAAGAGCUGACCUACGACUACCAGUUUGAUUUCGAGGACGAUCAGCACAAGAUCCCUUGCCAUUGUGGAGCCUGGAAUUGCCGAAAGUGGAUGAACUAACCAGAAGAAAAGACAAAAUGGAAACUUCCCCUCUCGCUGGUGCCAGAACACUCCUGCGCCAAAGCCUUUGAAUCCUACAUAGCCAGUGCAUAAGCUGUUGUGAAAGUUGUGGAGGGAAGCUGGCCUCGGUCACUGAAAGACUAAAGCGUUGACACCUGUAGCCAAAGGUUUGAAGAGCAUUAAUCAAUAAAAGCAACUGACCACCUCCAUCAACAGCAGCUUGAUGGUGGGACUAACUUUCAUGUUUGGACUAGUGAAUCACCUUUUUCCUCAGCCAAAACCCUUUUUCCUCCUCGACUGUUCUCAAUAAUCUCAUAGUGGCUGGAAAACAAUCCUCAACAUCUACCAAAUGAUUCUGACCCUCUAUCAACACACGUAGUGCAGAGCUCAGCUGGAGCUCCGACAAAAAGCCAUUUUUAAAAUACUAAGAAUGAACUAAUGAUGCAUUUUUAUGUUUUGAGUCGGACCUAUUUCCUGUCCCACCUGACCACAUCUCCCCCCCUCACCUCCCAGAAAAGGCACUUUCCCAUCAAGUCAUCAAUGAAGACAGCACGGAUAUUGGCUAGCUAGACAAUCUUGAUGUGGCUCUGUGUAAGAACUACAUAUGAUCGAUGGAAAAAAAAAAAGAAAAAAAAGAUGUAAGUUAAUAUAAAAUUUGAGAUGCUAUUGAUCUGUGGCUCCAGAGGAACCAGAUGUUCUGACUGUGUGGCGUCCCAAGGUGGGUUAGUUGGACCCAGUCUACCUCAUUGAUUUAGCGGGAAGCGACUGCUUUGUAUAAAAACUGUUAACUGCUACUGUGGAACGGGAGGGGGGGAGGGUGAAGGGCGGGAUGUUUUUAUGGGCUUAGCCUUCUCGGACAAGCAGGGAAUCUUAAGCAGCAGGUUUGCUCUAUCUACUCUAUGCUGAUGAUUUACAAUAAUGAGCCAACAUAAUUAUUAUUCAUGAAUUGUUUAUACAGAGGAAAUAUAUGACAGUUUUGAUAAGAUAUUGCAUUAAAAUCACAAUCAGAAGCUUAGCGGGUGUCCUGUAUGCCACCAAAAUCCUCCUGGAUGUUGAUGUAGCUUUUUUCUCUUUUUUUUUUUUUUUUUGUUUCCUUCCUAUUUAUGCUUCUCGAAAAAACCAUGUUUAUCAGCUGUGUGAAAGCACAAUGACAUCAACCUUCUAAGUUGCUUGGAGACAGCGAUGGUGUGAGUGAAUGGCUAUAGGGUCACAGGACACAUGGUCUUUGAAGAAGACUACUGAGUCCAAAAUUAACCAAGUACACAUUUGCUUUGUUGCUUCAUACAUUGAAGUACCACUUGUUGAAAACCAGCCGGUGGAUGCAUGACUACUGUCCCAUUAAAUGCUUUUUAUUCCCCCAUAAGUCGAUCUUUUUCACAACUCAACCUUGAACUUUUAAUCAUGCCUCUUCCUCUCUGUAUUAUUUAGUGGACUGUUGUUAAACUUUACUGUAGUAGGUCUUCCUCUGCCUGAGUACAGCCUGCAGUGUUUCUACUUCCCCUGUAGUGUGCUUUUUCUAGUGCUGGUACUGUCCUUUCAAAGGCUGAACUGAUGGCAGGGAAAGACUUAUUGGAAAAAAGGGCAUUUGUUUUCUUUUCUAUGUAAGAUGAAUGAAAAAAGUCUUUAAAAGGGAGCUUUACUAAAACUCCACCUUCCCAUACUACUUUGUUCCCCCCUUUCCCUAACCUAAGACCUCACAUGAAUUAAAAAUGCAAAGUUGUACAAACUGUAUAUAUAGUAUAUGCAUUAGGGGACAGCAACUCUUUAUCCAGCCCCUUUGUAAUCAAUAAAGUCAAAAGUGUAGAGAAAUAAAAUUGAAAAAAAUCAACCACUGGAUAUCAUUUUAACAAAGAUAAAGCUGUAUAUAAAUAUACAUAUAUGUAAAAUGGCAAACUAAUAUCUUUAUGUAUAUGAACCAGAGUGUUUUGCAUUUACCUGUUUUUCUAUUAGUGUUUUUGCUAUAAGCUCUCAGAGACAAGUUUGUUAAAAUAGGUUUAAGAAAAAUGUCAGGUCUUCUCAAAUCAAUUGCGACGAGAAGCCGGUGUGAUUACAAAAACUGUUUGGAUUCAUGUGGAGGGGUCGGUAAUUAGACAUGAAAAUCACUUCUUGCGUAAAGCAGUACAAUGGUGCAUAGCAUUUGUAUUUAUGUAAUAUUGUUCGUGUUUAUUUUUCUUUUUAUUUAUGCUACUGCUUGUUGAUUACCAAAACCUGUCCCUUAAUCGGUCACAAUUGGAUUUAAUAUACUCUUGAAUGGAAAACCUUGAACUCCCUAGAAUAUUGUUAGUGUUUUGCUUUUUAUAUCUUCCCUAUAGAAGUGAAUGUGUUGGUAAACCUUGUGAAAUGGUUACUUGGCCUAAUGUAUGUUAUGAUGUAAUACUCAAAGUUAAUCCCAUACUUAACCUGGUAAUGAAUUGCACUCUCAUAGUAUAACAGAGAACUUCUCUAAAGUGGUAGAUAUUGAUCAAGUAUCUGAAGCAGUGAUAUAUAUAUUUUUUGGUAUGUUUCUAUUUCAAGGGAAGACCAUGACGAGACAUUAUGCCGCUCACUGGAUUUUAGCCUGAAUGAUUUUUAACUUCUCUGAAUCUUAAUUUAAGUUCUCUGCAUAUCUUAUAAUUUAAUAAAGUUUGCUCAAAUUGAAGGUUUUUUUUAACCUCACCUACUUUUUAAAAAGAUGUUGCAUCUGUACAGCAGAGAUACUUUUAGGGAAUAUGAAUAAAUAUAAUGAUCAUUUUUAUUGUAUGUGGCAUGUUUUGUAUGAAUAUUAUUUUGAAUUGUACAUAUUUUUUUCAGGACGCCAGAGGUUGCAUCUCUUUAUAUACAGCUUUCCCACUCCCUUUUCCCUUCAUCUUAUUUCUUUGUCUGCUUUUGUUUCUUGUAAAGGAAAAUAAAAUGCAUUUUAAAUAUUUGA
Anoplopoma fimbria (sablefish) is the source of this 18847-nucleotide messenger RNA. It is a transcript of the gene kmt2d, whose product is annotated as lysine (K)-specific methyltransferase 2D. The record is from RefSeq and is a predicted model, not a curated record. The transcript is spliced from 55 exons. Gene Ontology annotation, molecular function: histone binding; transcription coactivator activity; histone H3K4 methyltransferase activity. Gene Ontology annotation, cellular component: nucleus; MLL3/4 complex. Gene Ontology annotation, biological process: positive regulation of transcription by RNA polymerase II. Bases 625 to 15939 code for a protein of 5104 amino acids. NCBI's taxonomy places the organism in Eukaryota, Metazoa, Chordata, Actinopteri, Perciformes, Anoplopomatidae.